Marmota monax (woodchuck) is the source of this 1913-nucleotide messenger RNA. RefSeq names its product BLOC-1-related complex subunit 5-like. The record is from RefSeq and is a predicted model, not a curated record. Gene Ontology annotation, cellular component: synaptic vesicle membrane; BORC complex; cytoplasmic side of lysosomal membrane. The transcript has a single exon. Gene Ontology annotation, biological process: organelle transport along microtubule; lysosome localization; positive regulation of anterograde synaptic vesicle transport. Lineage: Eukaryota; Metazoa; Chordata; Mammalia; Rodentia; Sciuridae. Bases 174 to 620 code for a protein of 148 amino acids.
AGGGCCCCUUAUCCCGGCCGCCCCGGUCCCUGCGCCGACUGGGCGCAUCUUUCCGGCCUCACCGCGGCGCCCACACUGUCUAGCGUCCCCGUCCCGGUCCCCAGUCCCUGCCCUGUCGCCGGAGCGGUCACUGCCCCGCCCGCCGUUCUUCCGCUGCCACCGCUGCUGGCACCAUGGGCAGUGAGCAGAGCUCCGAGGCCGAGAGCCGACCCAACGAUCUGAACUCCUCAGGGCUAUUGAGUGGCCAGACUUCCCCAACAAAUACCAAAUUGGAGAAACUGGAUUCUCAGCAGGUGUUGCAGCUGUGCCUCCGAUGUCAGGAUCAGCUGCACCAGUGUGCAGAAGCUGUUGCUUUUGAUCAGAAUGCUUUGGUUAAACGAAUCAAAGAGAUGGAUCUGUCUGUAGAAACCCUCUUUAGCUUCAUGCAGGAACGCCAGAAAAGAUAUGCGAAAUAUGCUGAGCAGCUCCAGAAAGUCAACGAAAUGUCUGCCAUCCUCCGCCGCAUACAGAUGGGCAUCGACCAGACGGUGCCGCUGAUGGAAAGGCUCAACAGAAUGCUGCCUAAGAGCGAGCGGCUAGAGCCCUUCAGCAUGAAGCCGGAGCGAGAGCUCAAGCUAUAGCACUGCUGGUUCCCACCUGCCAGGCUGCUUUUAGGAGGCAGAGAUGCCAGUAACCCAGAGGACAUUUGGAGCCCAAGUCCUGUGGUAUGACCAAGGCCUGAAGCUGGUACAAGGUCUGGGUCCUCACUGCAGUGGACACUGCAUGGACUGCCACUGCCAGCAUGGACUGUCUUUGCCCAUCUCCUUCCCUUGAUGCUAAUGCCCUGUGUGAAACGAACAGAACUGAUUCUUGGUGAUAACUGAAGUUGGAACAUUACUAGAAAUUGUUUUAAAUGCUGCAUGGAGAGUUAUUUUUUGUUUUCUUUUUUGUUUUUUUAUUGACAGUAUAUAUAUUCUAGUGUAGCUACUGGGGUGAAAACAUAGAAAAAAGGGAGAAAAAUUUUUUAAGAAGCUAUGUGUCUUCAAUGCCCUUGUGAAAUUUUACUCAGGCUCUGGGUUAUGGGUUAUAAACAUGAAAAAAAAUUAAAAAAAAAGAAGUGUUUUGUUUUGAUGGGAUGUGAUGGCAAUCACAUAAUACAUUGUAAGGUGAAAGAGCAGUUCAUGUGAAGUGCAGGAUGCUAGAAGGAAGAGGCUGCUCUUCAUUUAUUUUAUAUAGUAUAUGUUUAUGUUCCUGAGGUCUAAGAUUUUCAGUUCAAUUGAAAAAUAAGAAAAAACUGUUAAUAAAUUGUUCUUGUUGUUUUCCAGGAUGGCUGCACCCCACUUUUACUUGCCCUAAAGGAAAACAAACAUCAUAUGGCAGAAUUUUUAAUUAAGGCAAAAGCAAAUAUACAUGCGGUUGACAUGAGAGGAAGGUAUAGUAAUUUAUUCUUUAAAAACACUCACUCAGGCCAAACAUUAAAUUAAUGGGAAGGAGAAUAUUAAUUUAUACAUAUUGGAUUAGAGUGAAAAAUAUGAACACAAACCAUGUUUUAGGUAGAAAUAUUUGAUUUUGUUGUUCACAUAUGUUAUGGUUUGGAUAUGAGGUAUUCCCCAAAACUCACCUGUGAGACAAUGCAAGGAGGUUCAGAGUAGAAAUAAUUGGGUUGUGAGAGUCUUAACCCAAUGAGUGAAUUAUUCCCCUGACAGGGAUUAACUGAUUAAGGGAGUGGUAACUGAAGUGUGGUAGGGUGUGGCUGGAGGAGGUAGGAAUUGGGGGCAUGGCUUUAGGGUAUAUAUGUUUGUGUCUGGCAAGUGCAGACCUCUCUCUGCUUCCUGAUCACCAUGAUGUAAGCUGCUUCCCUCUGCCAUAAUCUCUUGCCAUGAUGCUCAGUCUCACCUUGAGCCCCUGGAAAUGGAGCUGUCUUCUAUGGACUA